UUCUUGCAGGAUAAAUGCACUUGCGACUUUGGCAAGGAUCUUGAUGAUGUGGCUCAUCUGAUCGAGUGCUAUCGUCAAGAUGAAAUCGAUAUCUGGAGCGACCUCCAAUUAGCAGCCAUGGCUCCGAUCGAACGAGAAACUCUUCGCCCCAUCGUCUACUACGAGUUCCUCCAAGGACACUCUGCACUGCAUUCAAUCUGCGCUGCAUUCAAUGGCAACGUCGUCCACUAUUCCACGGUGUCUCGAUGGUUGAAACGCUUCGAAUCUGGCGACACGACCUUCGGAGAUCGACCACGCUCAGGACGUCCAUCGUCAGUUGAUGACGAAGCCCUGCGGAACGCCCUCAACGCGAAGCCGAACGCCACCACUCGCGAAUCGGUGAACUUGGAAAGUACUCGCAAAGUACCAUUCAAGGAAGCUGCUGAGAUAUAUCUCCAACGACACUACCCCAAUGCUGGAAAAGGUCACUGUUCUGUACCAUCAUGUUUCCUUCUCGAAGACCCGAUAACCGAAGCCCUUGUGAAUAAAAGGAAGAGAGAGGAAGAUGUUCAAGAUGUGGCCGUUUAUAAUGUGUUCCAGCAAGUGAAAGACCUUUGUGGUUCAGCUGCAUCCUUGGCGCUUGCUAAUUACAAGUUUUCAUUUCUUGAUCGAGAGAGUUUGUAUGAGCAGGCUUAUGACAAGUGGCUAAGUAAGGAUACGAGGAAGGAAGACUUUCUUGAGCCAAUGGAAUUACAACAUCGCUCUCACUGCAUUUCCCUUUGCUAUCCCUCAAAAGACGCUGUUUACAAUGUAUUUUUCCAAAUCAAACGAACAAAUGAGAAGGAUUCUACAUACACUUUCAAGAGGCACUUUCAGGACGCAAUCCUUCAAUGCCGCCUUGACAGACUUUUAUUUCGUACCAUGUGUGGACCCGUUCUCGAUUCAGAGGUAAAGGUUAUUGCAUUUCCAUCCUUCCCUAACAUUAAGAGAGAGGAAUUGGGGAUUUUGAUGAAUUGCAAAAUGUGCCCAAGGAGGAUCAUCACCAAAGAAGAUAUUCAGGGAUCACAGAAUUUAGGACAUUUCCUUUUCAAUAACGAGGUGAUUCAUCUUCCGGAUAGAAAUGGUGAAGGAGAUGUCAGAUUUGAGAAAUUGUUCUCCAAAGUGUUGUCCAUCUACAUCUGCGCACCUAUUACAUUUACCAUGGCAUGGACUCCUUCAAGGGAUUUUAAAGCUCCCGAAGACCAAAAGAUAUGGAGCCUUUUUACUCCCGAUCAAGAGAAGCUUGUGAAUGACCAGACAUCAUCGUCGCCCCUUCUUAUUAAUGGAGGUCCAGGCACAGGCAAGACCAUUGUCGUGAAGAAGAGAGCAGAACGACUGGCAGAAGAAGCUCUUGCAAAGGUAUUGGUGAUUAACCUGGCAGGUGGAUGUCUCACAGAAAAUCUACGUCGUGAACUUCAAGGAAAGAGAAAUAUCAUGGUGGUGGAUGGGAGGGAAAAGGGAAUCUCGAAAAACCUCGGAAGACUUCUCAACUUUCUCAAGGAAAAUGGGAAGAAUAAGCAUGUACUAAUUGACGAAGUCCCUCUCACCUUUGGCAUGGAAGUGCCUCACAAUCCUGCAAUUAUCGCCGCGCAUUGGGAGCCGGUCCUGAAUGAUAUUUCCACUUAUGUGGAGAGUCUUACUAUUGCAUUCCGUCCGAACGAUCCCUCUUAUAUCAGAAGUAUUGAUGCCCAAUCAAUCCAGAUCCCUAAUGUUCAGAUGACGUGCUUGAAUGUGGAAGAGAAACAUGUGGAUCUCCUGGAAGUGCCAAAUGAAGAUGUGAACAGCAUCCUCAACGACUUCGACGAUGACACACUCCAUCGCUUAAACGUUGUUGGAAAUUUCCUGAAGGUUUUGAGUGAACUUCAGAGGCUGUCCGAGAGGCAAAGAUCUUCGUCCACGGAUGAAAAAUCCAAACGACGUCUUGUCCUCCAAUGUCUCCUUACAUCUGGGUCCCGGGGGAACCCAGAGUCUUGUCCUCGCCCAGUUGCUGCAACGAAAUCUCUGGUAGAAUCGUGCUCUACUCAAAUGGGUGCCAGCCUCAAGUGA
Darwinula stevensoni is the source of this 2064-nucleotide messenger RNA. NCBI's taxonomy places the organism in Eukaryota, Metazoa, Arthropoda, Ostracoda, Podocopida, Darwinulidae. The record is from the annotation of a GenBank genome assembly.